AGAUUCCAUGGGUGGACAGAGUAACAAAUGAGGAGGUACUCGGAAGAGCACACGAAAAGAGGAGGAUAUGGAUAGCAUAUUAACAAAGAAGAGACUGAUGGGACACACGUUGAGACACGAAGGGAUGCUGAAGACCAUAAUUGAGGGGAUGAUAGAAGGAAAGAAUUAUAGGGGAAGACCUAGACUAGGGUAUGCCUGACAGAUCAUGCAAGAUGUGGGUUGUAGCAGCUACAGAGAAAUGAAAAGGGGAGAGAGGAAUGGAGAGCUGCGACAAACCAAUCUAAGGAUUGAUGACGAAUAGGAAGUCCUAGAAUGGGGCUAUGCCACUGGCUUGAUCUUGGCCACAUAUUAGACACUUUGGGGCACUUUCCAUUUUUAAGUAUCGGCACCAAUUGAAUAGUGUCUGACUUUUAGCAAAAAUAAUUGCAUUAGCAGUUGGGGUAGCAAUCUAUUGGCUGCAUGUGCUCUCUAUAUUAUGGUAGGUGAUGAUUGAAUGAACAUCUCCUGGAUAGUUCAUGUCAUGAUUAAACUGCUGAAACAGACUUUAUGAUGUUUCGAACCACACAGCAUCUGUUGCAGAGAGUGUCCUCUCAGCUACGAACUAAGACCAGAGUAAAAUCUCAUCAAACACUACAGAAAUUAGAUGGUGGGAGAUUUGCACCUUUCUGCAGUUUGCCAGUUUCAAAACCUGAAGGGCACCUCACAUGUACCCUAAUCCCUGGAGAUGGAGUUGGCCCAGAAUUGAUGCAUUCUGUGCAAGAUGUCUUCAAAGCUGCUGGAGUGCCAUUAGAUUUUGAGGAGUACUUCCUGAGUGAAGUCCACCACCAUGCAGUCAGUACAGACCUAGAUGUUGUAGCAGAAUCCAUUCGCAAAAAUGGGAUCUGUCUCAAAGGCACUUUGACCAUUCCAGACUUCUCACCUACUGGGGAAUUAGGAUCCUUGACAAUGGCAUUAAGGAGGAAACUGGAUUUAUUUGCCAAUGUUGUUCAUGUGAAAAGCCUGGCAGGAGUUGAAACUCGCCAUAGGAAUAUUGACUUCAUCAUCAUCAGAGAAGUCACAGAAGGAGAAUAUUCCUCCCUUGAACAUGAAAGUGUCAAGGGAGUUGUAGAAUCCUUGAAGAUUGUGACUAGAGCUAAGUCACUGCGAAUUGCCAAAUUUGCCUUUGACUAUGCAGUGAAGUAUGGAAGGAAGAAGGUAACUGCAGUACAUAAGGCAAACAUCAUGAAGCUGGGUGAUGGACUCUUCCUCAAAUGUUGUCAAGAGGUAUCUGAAUACUAUCCAAGGAUUCAAUUUGACUCACUCAUCAUUGACAAUUGCACGAUGCAGUUGGUGUCCAACCCUCAUCAAUUUGAUGUGCUGGUGAUGCCAAAUCUCUAUGGUAACAUUGUAGAUUCCCUGGCUGCAGGUCUUAUUGGAGGACCUAGUGUCUGCUCUGGAGCCACUUUCUCCCCUGACUGUGUUGUUUUUGAACCUGGCACCCGACAUACAUUCUUUGAGGAAGUUGGGAGAGGAAUGUCAAAUCCAACAGUCAUGUUCCUUGCUGCUACACACAUGCUGGCUCAUGUUCAUCUGGAUUACCACGCCAUGAUCAUCCAGCGUGCUGUUGAGAAGGUCAUCAAGCUUGGCAAGGUGAGAACAAGAGAUUUAGGAGGGUAUGCAAGCACAAGAGAUUUCACAGCUGCUGUCAUCAAUCAGCUAGGCCGGUGAACAUUUAUUUAUUCCUGUGUGAGUAGUUUCACUGGUGUUUGCUCUCUAAAUACCCUUCAUAUGUGCAAUAUAUUGUGUCCCUGUUUGGAAAAAUCCCCAAUAAAAAAG
Messenger RNA from Darwinula stevensoni, 1815 nucleotides. The record is from the annotation of a GenBank genome assembly. Lineage: Eukaryota; Metazoa; Arthropoda; Ostracoda; Podocopida; Darwinulidae.